AUGUCGCCAAUCUCUGUCCAAACCAUGAUCCAACACCGCCAUUGUGACCCGUCUUUUUCCCCACUUAACCAGACAAGAUGGUGUUCCCCUGUGAUGAGCGGAGGAGGAGGGGGGUCCUCUGGUCUGCCUGGCACUGGGCACAAUCUUACAAGGUGGUUGACCACUGCCACACCCGAGAUGCAGACGUUCUACCAGCCCCGCCACACCAUCAAUCACCCUUCAGAUCUCUACCUGGACCCGACCCUGAUGCAGCGACGCGUCCUGGAAGAUCAAGUGGAGCUUUGGUGGUUCAGAGAGCCACGCCAUUCCCUUUUGUGUUACUGUGCCUCAGUGGCCCUCAUAGUGGGGCUGGGGCUGGGUGGCGUGGGCCUCCUCUCCUCCACCACCACCAGCCUGUCUGGCGAGUGGCGCCUUGGGGUGGGUACGACCCUCUGCUUAUUAGCCCUGGCUGUUUUGCUCAAGCAGCUUCUCAGCUCUGCCAUACAGGACAUGAACUGUGUGCACAGCCGACGUCGGAUCGACCAGCUGAAGAGCGGCGGGAGGGCUGACCCAGCGCUGAUCUUAGCUGUGGGGCUGGCAGUGAUGCUCUGUGGGACAGUGCUUCUCUGCGUAGCCACAAUUGGCAACCAAGGUCAUGACAGCAGGGAAAUGUUGGUGUCUAGUAUGGUGCUGAUGGCUGCUGGGACAGGCAUGGCUCUAGCUGUGGUGGGCUACAGUGUGCUAAUCUACCUUAAAAGAAGAAGGGAGCAGAGGAGGAUGAUGAUGAUGAGAAUGAGCAGAGUGAGGAGGUUGGGCAGCCGAGCUGUCAGGGUGUUCAGUGUGUCAGGAGGACAGACGAGCCAGGCCAGGAGAGAGACAUCCUCCAGCAGGACCAGCCUGAUCUGA
Messenger RNA from Morone saxatilis (striped sea-bass), 885 nucleotides. RefSeq names its product transmembrane protein 125b (gene tmem125b). The record is from RefSeq and is a predicted model, not a curated record. Lineage: Eukaryota; Metazoa; Chordata; Actinopteri; Moronidae. The transcript is spliced from 2 exons. Bases 1 to 885 code for a protein of 294 amino acids.